Messenger RNA from Cynara cardunculus var. scolymus (artichoke), 582 nucleotides. Its product is annotated as basic leucine zipper 43-like. Bases 1 to 477 code for a protein of 158 amino acids. The transcript has a single exon. Gene Ontology annotation, biological process: regulation of DNA-templated transcription. The record is from RefSeq and is a predicted model, not a curated record. NCBI's taxonomy places the organism in Eukaryota, Viridiplantae, Streptophyta, Magnoliopsida, Asterales, Asteraceae. Gene Ontology annotation, molecular function: DNA-binding transcription factor activity.
AUGAGUCCACAGAUGCCACAAUUCCAAUGCAUGGCUCCUGAAGAGAACCCAUCCGCUUUCUCCACCUUCUCCAUCCAAGAUCCAAUAUCUGUGCUCCAUAUGAGCAACCUCUUUACCAACAUUCCCGACUACUUCUCUGCAUACCCUUCAUCUCUUAGCAACAACUCAACUUCUGAUGAAGCCGACGACCAACAGAUGGACAUGAUCAACGAGCGGAAACGCAGAAGAAUGAUAUCGAAUAGGGAGUCUGCUAGGAGGUCAAGGGUGAGGAAACAAAGGCAACUCAAUGAACUUUUAUCACAACUGGUUCGUCUUAGAACCGAUAAUCACAGUCUGGUGGAGCAACUGAACCACUUAGCGGAGAGCCACAAAAGGGCGGUUGAGGAAAAUGCACAGUUAACGGAAGAGUCGACUGACAUCCGACGGAUGCUUGAUGAAAUCCAACUUGCUAACGCUAGCACAAAUAUGCUUCCUUGAACUCUAAGAUGAUUGGAAUGUUAUGUCAGAUAUAUAAAGCUAUAAGAAUACUGUUUCUUAUGUAACAUGCAAGUGCAUAUUUAGUUUCGGUACUUCAUUUUCUUG